AUGGCAUCAAAUAGAAGAAAGGCUGUUUUCCUUUGCCACUGCUCACGAUCGCUACCUCUAUCAUCUGCCUUCCUUCUCCUCUUCGCGAUCCUGCCCUCCUCGUCCAUAGCUCAACUCAGUGACCCGGCGUCCACGAACCCUACGCCGCCAGGCGCUGGCAGUGGCAGUGGCAAUGGCAAUGCUCCUACAACUUUCCAAACCUCAGUCUCCUAUUCUGCUACAAACUCCAACUCCCAACCGAGUCCAAGACCAACACAAACCCAGCUCUCUGCCUCAAACAACAAUGACAGCAGUAACGACGACGACGGAAUAAGAGGAGUCAGCCGUCGCUUCUCCAACUACACCUACGCCAUCGUAGGCGUCAUUGCCCUGGUCAUCCUCCUACUAAUCAUCUGCAUCGGCAAGCGUAGAAAGCAGAAAGCGGCCACCGUGCGCCUCAACUCCCGCGCCGCGCUCGCGCGAGACGUUGAAGGCUACCGCGCCCGCUUCGGGAUCGGGAGGGCGGGGAUGCGGAGGGCGCACGCGGGUGGUAUGAGGAUGGGCGUUGCGCCGCCGGAGAGGACGGAGGGCUUGAAUGAGGAGGGCGAAGCUCCGCCGCCUUACAACCCCGGGAGUAAGCCGCCGAGCGUGAGGAGUACGGAUGGUGUGAGGGAGGGAGGGAGAGCCAGAGAGGUGGAGAUGCAGGAUAUACAGGAUGUGACCAGACCGAGACGUGGGCCGCCGGGGUAUCACGAACCGACGAGCGCCGGGUCUGGGUUGGAUGGAACCGCUACGGAGGGAGAUGGGGUGGUUGUGCGGCCCGCUGCGGCUGUUACCGCUGGACCGCGGGCCGUAUCCAUAAGGAGCUUUCGCAGCAUCCCGGAGAAUUCGGGGAGGUAG
This is a messenger RNA of Drepanopeziza brunnea f. sp. 'multigermtubi' MB_m1, 879 nucleotides long. RefSeq lists its product as uncharacterized. The record is from RefSeq and is a predicted model, not a curated record. NCBI's taxonomy places the organism in Eukaryota, Fungi, Ascomycota, Leotiomycetes, Helotiales, Drepanopezizaceae.